Aspergillus wentii DTO 134E9 is the source of this 1554-nucleotide messenger RNA. Its product is annotated as flavin-containing monooxygenase. Bases 1 to 1554 code for a protein of 517 amino acids. The record is from RefSeq and is a predicted model, not a curated record. The transcript has 2 exons. Gene Ontology annotation, molecular function: flavin adenine dinucleotide binding; N,N-dimethylaniline monooxygenase activity; NADP binding. NCBI's taxonomy places the organism in Eukaryota, Fungi, Ascomycota, Eurotiomycetes, Eurotiales, Aspergillaceae.
AUGGCUGAUUCGAAGGGCUCGUCUCUGGCUGAUACCUUUGUCAAGGCACCUUUCUUGAACAUCAUCAGUUUCUUUUACAUGAUCUUCCAGGGCAUCCUCAAUUGGAUAUUUGCUCCUUCCCCUCCCCCGCCAUCCUCUAUCGCCAACGGCCUUCCUAAGAAGAGGGUUGCUAUCAUUGGCGCUGGUUUGACUGGUGUAUCUUCUGCCGCUCAUUGUAUUGGCCAUGGCUUCGAUGUGCAGAUCUUCGAGUCGCGACCCAAGAAUGAAGGUCUGGGAGGAAUCUGGAGUAGGGUCAACUCCACCUCCUCUCUACAGGUACAUAGCAUCAUGUAUCGAUUCCACCCGUCUGUGAAGUACGAUGCCGCCUAUCCAACUCAGCAGGAGAUCCGCGAUCAGAUCAUUGAUGUGUGGAGGCUUUAUGGGCUCCAAAAGCGCACCGUGUUCGAAACUCCAGUGACAUCCGUCAAGAAGACCAAGGAUGACAAGUGGAUUAUCAACGACAGUGAAGCGAAAUAUGGCCGCUUUGACGGUAUUGUGGCUGCUGUGGGUGUCUGCGGGGACCCCAAGGUACCCACUCUACCCGAUCAGAGCAACUUCGAGGGCGAUAUCUACCACUCAUCGCAACUCGAUGGUAAGGACGUCAAAGGCAAGAAGGUUCUUAUUGUUGGUGGUGGUGCCAGUGCCAUUGAAGCCCUAGAGUUUGCCGUCAAGUCUGGGGCCGGUGAGAUCGAUGUACUGUCGCGAUCAGACAAAUGGAUCAUUCCUCGAAAUGUUUUCGUGCAGUCACUGCUGGCGCUCAACAUCUUCGGGCAAGAGACAUUCCUUUCAUGGAUUCCUGAGUGGCUACUCCAUAAGUUCUUCUAUCGCGACCUACAGGAUAUCGCCCCGUCUGGGGGUCUGUUCACUCAGACACCCAUGGCCAACUCUGAGCUUUUUGACCAGAUCCGUGAGGGUAAGGCCCGCUGGAUUCGUGGUGAUAUUGUCUCUCUUAAAAAUAAUGGUGUUCUGUUCAACCACCGGUCCAAGGGAGUGCCCAAGGGUGGUCCUGGCCGCGAAUCCGUCGUCCCCGGUGAUGUUAUCAUCAUGGCAACUGGAUUCAAGCGACCAUCGUUGUCCUUCCUUCCAGAGGAGGUCUUUGAGGACCCCUACGGACCACCCAACUGGUACCUGCAGGUUUUCCCUCCCAAGUACACGAGUCUCUGCGCCAACAACAGCACUUACGUCAAUGCUAUUGGAACUGUUGGUAACAUGCACAUCGGCAUUUACACUCGCUUCCUGCUUAUGUUCCUGGUCGACCCACUGACCCGGCCCACGGAAGGUCGGAUGAAGACCUGGAUCGACUUCACACGUUUUAUGAAACGUCUAUCUCCAACGGGGGCCUUUGACUUCUUCACUUACGCAGAGUUGAUCUACUGGUACGUGUUUGUGAUCUUGGUCAACCCCUUCCGGUGGAAGUGGGCACCGUUCGUCUUCUUCGGUGUUGGACGUGCUUUGCCUUGGGAAAUUGUCAGACAAGAGGAAUCUAUUCGCAAGGAGUUGAGGAAGCAGCGCUAG